Molecule: messenger RNA, 1143 nt
Organism: Penicillium cinerascens
Lineage: Eukaryota; Fungi; Ascomycota; Eurotiomycetes; Eurotiales; Aspergillaceae
Product: NAD(P)/FAD-dependent oxidoreductase
Exons: 1
Coding region: 1-1143 (380 amino acids)
Cellular component (GO): cytoplasm
Molecular function (GO): flavin adenine dinucleotide binding; electron-transferring-flavoprotein dehydrogenase activity
Source: RefSeq, a predicted model, not a curated record
AUGGCUCCUGUCAACGUUGUGGUCGUUGGCGCGUCCUACGCCGGUCUCCACAUCGCUCAUUCCUUGCUCGAGGUCCCCGACGUCAAGGUUGCGUUGGUCAACCCGUCCACCAAUUUCUAUUGGAAUAUCGCAGCACCGCGCAUCUUGGCCAAGGCUGAGGCCUUCAAGGCGGAGCAGUAUCUCCUUUCAAUCACCGAUGCCUUCACCAAAUACACAGCGAGGAAGGUCGAGUUUAUCUUGGGUACUGCGACUGCUAUCGACGUCGCCGCCAAGAGCGUUUCAGUGACUCCCAAUGACGGCGAGGCCAGAUCGGUCUCGUAUGACUAUCUUGUGCUCGCAUCCGGAAGCACUACUACUUCCACCACUGGCGAAAUUACCGGCUUCUCCAUCCCGUUCAAGCAGUCCAACCGCGAUGACUUGAAAGAGCUCAUCGAGGCGGCCCAGCAAACGAUUACUGGGGCCAAUAAUAUCGUGAUUGGCGGGGCUGGGCCCAUAGGGGUCGAAUUGGCCGGUGAGCUGGCCGAGGCAGUGGAGCAGAGUGGCAGCGCGGCGACCAUCACCCUGGUCUCUGCGACAGACCGCGUGCUCCCGAUGCUGAAACCGUCGGGCAGUUCGGCCGCAGCCAAUAUGUUGCAGCAGAAGAACGUCAAGGUCAUUACCUCUACACGAGUGACCGACGCCGAGGCAUCAGGCGAUGCAUGGAUGGUCUCCCUGGACAACGGCGAGAAAAUCUGCGCCGACCUUUAUAUCCCCACCACAGGCGUGAUCCCCAACAGCGGCUUCAUUCCGGAACAAUUCCUGGACAAGGACGGCUGGGUCAAGGUCGACAAGGAGAUGCGCGUGGAGUCGUCAGAGAACAUCUAUGCUGCCGGCGACAUCACCAACAACUCGAUGCGCCUCUCGUUCAAGGCUGUGGAACAAGCCAGAGUGGCUGCCCAUAAUCUGAAGGUGGAUAUUCUGGGCAAUGGUGAGCGCAAGUCGUUUGACCAGGGCGAGAGCAUCAUGAUGGUUGUCCCGGUUGGCGAGUCGGGUGGUACUGGGCAGAUAUACGGCUUCACUCCCUUCAGCUUCAUGGUGAAGAUGAUCAAGGGCAAGGACUUCUUCAUCUCCAAGGCGGCACCUAUGGUGGCCGGAAAGGCAUAG